GGACAUAGGACAGUUCGUGGAUUAGACACUGGUAAGAACGCGUUUUUGGAUUUUUAACAUGAUUUUACCAAAAAUAAAAAAUGUCGACCUUUUUAUACAAUUUAGACUAGGAAUACAUAUUAGGGUACCUUCAAUAAAUCAAUAUGUUUUAUUGCAAGAACAUAAUUAAAUUACAUUUCGGAUCCUCAGAUAUCAGUUUUAAUCAUAAUUAGAACAAAUUUUACGUCGGACGUACCGUUUUCGAUUUUCAAGCAAAAAAACUGAAAAAGAGGAAACAUUUAUGCACACCUCCAGGAAUGGAGCAAACUCGGAUUACACGCAUUUUAGGACCAAAUUCGAAGAAAACUGAUUUUAUUGGCCUAAUUGUGACACAUUAUUAUUUAAGAAAACGGGACUUAAUCGCGUUUGAUUAAGUUCUAAAAUUACCUCCAACGUCAAGAUACUGAUGUCGACUUUACCUAGUCUUUUCCGAGACCAUGGGGACAACGCAGUUUUUGAAACAUCGGAUCAGUGGUAAUUUUAAAUCUUACCCUAUUAAGUCCCCUAAUGGCUAAGCUCCUACUGAAGCUCUGCCUUUGCCCUCACAUGAAUGAGCUUCGCAGGAAAGCUCUAGAGGUUGCAAAACCCUGUGCGGAGAACGGCCUAUGCCUUUUAUGUCUUCUCAUACUUGGACAUUGGUUGGCUCGCCUCCGGCCUUAUGCGAAGCACGAUCUUCAAUUUGCUAACACUUGACCUUACUGUUGGAACAUUACUACUGCAGUACUGUCAAUUUCCGUGAUAAAAUGAUGUGUUGGAUUGAAAAUUCUAUUCUCAGCAGUAAUGCGGCAAUAAACGUCACUCAAUUUACCAAGAAAAUUCAAUGUACUCUUGAUGAGGGGGCACCAUGGUCUAGAAAUGCUUAGGGCAUCAAAAUGUCUUAAUCCGGCACUGCACCAAGCUGUAGCAAAAUUAAUUGCUGUGAAUCAGCUACCUCUAUCAUUCACAGCAAGUGAAGGCUUCCAGCAGUUUAUGGCGGUUAUCGAACCCGGCUAUAAAAUAAUAAAAGAAGAUGCUUUGAAACGAAGACUUAAUCUUUUAGCGGAUAAACUAACCGACAAAAUACGCGAAAAAUUGUUAAAGGCCAAGAGCAUAGCAUGCACUGCAGACCUUUGGUCAUCUCGCACCCAGGAGUCGUACUUAACGUGUACAACAAACAUUAUAGAUGAUGAGUGGAAUUGUGAAACAAUGACAUUAAGUACACAGGAGAUGGAAGAAAGGCAUACGGCAGUAAAUAUUGCCAAAGAAAUAAACGAAAUCUCCGAUAAAUGGGGAAUAUCGUCGAGCCUCUCAGCAGUAGUGACAGAUAACGCCACAAAUAUAGUUAACGCUGUUUCAUCAUCAAAUGUGUUAGAAAAAAACAAUUUGACCUGCGCUGCUCACAGUAUUCAACUAGCUGUUAACAAAUCUUUUCUCAUGGAAAACGUGGCAAAUGUAUGCAGCAAGGCAAGUAAAAUUGUUGGACACUUUCGUCAUUCCAACGUAGCAGCCAAAGAAUUAGAAACGAUGCAAGAACAACUAGAAAUGAAGCAGCUUAAUCUAAUUCAAAGCUGCAAAACGAGAUGGAAUUCAACAUAUGAGAUGCUUGACCGUCUACUGGUAAAUAGGAUACCUGUAAUGAACGUGUUAAAUGAUCGCACAAAAACACUACCAAGUACCGCACAGCGUCUAGAAAUGUUCGAAGCAGAAUGGUUUUUAAUUGACGAAUUGGUGAAAAUUCUAAAACCGCUACAAGUGGCUACAAAUUUACUUUGCUCAGAUGCACACUCACCGGUAUCAAUGGUGCGACCACUGCUUCAAGCUAUAAUAAAAAACCAUUUAAAUGACGAUGACACUGAUUCCGAAACCGCUAAAGGUGUCAAAUUAAUCAUUAAAACAGAACUAGAAGAGCGGUUUAAAUUAAUCUGGAAUCAAGACUGCGAAGUUAACGCUCGGCAAAUUGCAUCUCUGCUCGACCCACGAUACAAAGAUUUGUGUGAUGAACAUAUUGACGCUAGGCAGCUUAUAAGAAAUAAAGUCAUGGCCAAAUUACAGAACAGUGUACCUAUUGAAGACAGAGAACAGUCUACGGAAGCUGAUGAAAAUUCUAAUAAAAGUGCAUUAGAGUACAUUUAUAAAACAAAAAGUUACUCUAAUAUGCAUCCUUUAGAGCAAUUUAAUACAUAUUUAGCAGAACCACAGAUUCGAUUUGACAUGGACCCAUUUCAGUGGUGGAAAUUGCGAGCAGUAAGAUACCCAGCGGUAGCAGACAUUGCAAAAAACUACUUAUGUAUACCAGCUACCUCCGCAAGUUCGGAAAGAACUUUUUCAACAGCGGGUAACAUCGUUACAGCAAAACGUAGCUGUCUUCUUCCAAAAAACGUUUCUUUAUUGGUAUUUUUGUAUCAAAACAAAAAAAUGUUAGAUUAAUAAUAUACCUACAUAUUUAUUGCUUUUUUAUUAUUAUUGUGUAAUUAUUUUAAUAGCGAUAAGAGGGUGUUUAAUUUAGAAACAUAUUUAAUAUGUAAUUAUUUAUUUGUAUCUUAUCCAAAAUUUUCACCGAUCUGAUGUUCAAUUUUUUUUAUUUUAAUUUUCCGAACUUUGUGAAGUUUCACACGGUAAGAGUAGGUAUUGAAAGCUGUUUUUGUAACCAAGAAAUCGAAGUUUUAAUUAGAUAUGUAAAAUAAUUAUAUUUAGCUUAAGUUAACGUUAUUAAUUACGUUUUAAAUUCAUCUAUUAAAAUUGUCCCGUCAAUCAAUCAAUCAAUAUCUCAUCAAUGCACCUAAUUUUUAAAAAGUUUUAGAUAUUUAAGAAAAUUUACCUGUCUGGUUAUACGUUUUAUUUUAUUAGUCUUAGAUUCUAUAUUUAUUUAUACAUUCAUGUGAUAUUAUCCAGUUUAUUUUUUUCAAUAUUAAUGUGUUAUUUUUUACUGUCAUUUUUAUAACUAUAAUUAUUUCUAAAUUAAGAAAUUAUAUACUUACCUACUUCAUGUUGAUUUAUGAAUAAAUAAUUGUUCAGUACCCCUAGUGUAAAUUUAGUCGAUAGCGAAACGUGACGUACGCGUUUGCGUUAAGUCUCAUUUUGUAUGGGUUUUUGAACAGCGCGCCAAGCGGGACGUUUUGGAAAGUCAAAAAUCUCAUACAAAAUGACACUUAACGCAAACGCGUACGUCACGUUUCGCUGUCGAAAAUAUUUACACUAGGGGUACUGAACGUUGUUGUGUGGUUUUGUUGAUUUAUAAGAUAUUUUUAAAGCUGAGCAAAUUAUUUUAAUAAAGCUUUUGUACCCCACACA
Cydia pomonella (codling moth) is the source of this 3309-nucleotide messenger RNA. Its product is annotated as E3 SUMO-protein ligase ZBED1-like. The transcript has a single exon. Gene Ontology annotation, molecular function: protein dimerization activity. The record is from RefSeq and is a predicted model, not a curated record. Bases 871 to 2445 code for a protein of 524 amino acids. NCBI's taxonomy places the organism in Eukaryota, Metazoa, Arthropoda, Insecta, Lepidoptera, Tortricidae.